AGUGGCUCGGUUGCCUGGCGGUGACACAGGCGGGAAGGAAGCGGAAGUAUGGCGGCGCCGGCGGAAGCGAUCUUCUCCGAUCCGCUGCUCCAAACGACAAAUUACGAAGGUCCAGGUUUGUUAGACCUUUCGAAUCAGGGUCUCCACAGACUGGAUCCGCAGUGGUUCAGUCCCGGGGAGCUACACACGCUGAUUCUGGACCAGAACCAGAUCAUCAAGCUGGAGCACCUGGAGCGUAACGAAGCUCUGCAGCAGCUGUCUGUGGCCUGUAAUCGUCUGGUGCGCAUGAUGGGCGUCUCAAAGCUGACUCAUUUACGAACCCUGAACCUCCCCAACAACAGCAUCGGCUACAUCGAGGGCCUGAAGGACCUGCUUCGUCUGGAGAGCCUCAAUCUGGCUGGAAACAACAUCAAGGUCACCGAGCAGCUCAACAACUGCGUUUCCCUGCAGCAUCUUGAUCUGUCAGACAAUAAUAUUUCUCACAUAGGAGACCUCACCAAGCUCUCAGUGUUAAAGACUCUUCUUCUGCAUGGAAACAUCAUCACGACGCUGCGCACCGCUCCUGCUCACCUGCCAGCGACCCUCACUGUCCUGUCGCUCGCAGAGAAUGAGAUCAGAGACCUGAGCGAGGUGUCGUAUCUAGCACCGUUACACGGCCUGGAGCAGCUGUGCGUCAUGAGUAACCCGUGUGUCACGGCUCUGCCCCGCUGCGAUUAUCGCCCGUAUGUCGUCAGCUGGUGUCUCAGUCUCAAGGUGCUGGAUGGAUAUGUGGUUUCACAAAAAGAGGGACAGCAUCAGAAACAGCUGCAGCAAACACGUCACUGCUGCUCGAGUCCGUCUCGCCCCACGCAUCUCAACGUUCACAAGAACACAGACGUGGAUGUCAUCGCUCAGGCAGAUGUGGAUCCAGGAGUUCAGGUAAACGCGUGGAUGAGCUCUGUGUCUUCAGCCAUGAUCGCUGCGGCUCGUCUGCCGCCCGCCGCUGAAGACGGGAUGAUUCUGGAGGAUGUGCAGACCGAUGAGGAGAAGCUUCAUGGCAGUCUGCUGUCCUCUGAGUCUGCUUUCUUGCCCUUUAACCCUGCUGUUCAUCCAGCUUCAGCUCCUGACAGCGGGGAGGAGGAGUUUGAUGAUUCUCUGGCUCCUCCCACAUCAAUACAGCCCCGCCCAUCGGAGGAGGAGUCAGUGGGCGGAGCCGUCCUCAGCUCUCUGACGCACGGAUCGGAUCAUGCGGAGCGGACUGACAGAAGUGGUGAUGCUGUGCUACAGAACGGUUCUGCGGAGGACUCAGACUGGACUGGGACGCAGAAAGCUGCUGCGCUGCAGUGUGAACCGAGCGAAGCAGCUGUCAGGAUCCAGUCGUGGUGGAGGGGUCACUGGACGCGGCUCUGCCACCCACAGGCCAAAGAAGUGCGUGCUGAGAUCCGCUCGCGAAGGAUGCAGGAUCACAUCGUCCACCUGACCGCGGAGCUGGAGAGGGUGCGCAAGCAGCAAGAAGAAGAGCGACUGCAGAGACGUGUUCAAGAAGAAGCUGUUAAGUUCCUGUGGAAGCAGCUUCAGGUGAUGCUGGAGUGGCAGUCGUCUGUGAAGGAGCGGCUCAGUGUGGCACAGAGUUCAGCGUCAGAUCCCAGCAUUCCCGCAGAGACUCCUGUCCGCACGGAGAUCUCCAUCCCGGAGUCUGGCUCUCAUUCCCCGGGAGAGCGAGCAGCGGGGGACAGUGUGCUGGAGCAGACGACAGAACAGCAACACCUCCAGAUCCAUCCCAUCUCUCUCCUCAUGGGAAAGAAGAGUGCUUGUCCUGACCGGAGUGGAAGCAGACGUCGCGCUGCUGAAAGUGUUUAGGAAUCACAGGACUCUGCCGGACUCGUGUGCCCUGCCUCCGGCUCUUCUUGAAGAUCAGACACUGUUUUAAUCACUGGCCUUCAGCAGACUCGUAGCCUUUAUCUCCAUGCUGUCAGCAGUCAGACACGGAGUGAAGAAGCUCGUGUUUAACUGCACAGUGCUGCCUUUGGGCUUUCUAACACUGCUGGAUAUCAGCAGACAGAUUUCUGUCUUUACACACCCAGGGAGCCAGGCUCUUUCAGUGCACUUAGCAGUAGACUUGUUUCCUUUGGAACGACACGACCAGACGUAGCCUUGAACUGUGGAGGAGCACGUAUGUAUGUAUGUAUGUGAAAUUAAUGUGAAUUGAUUUGAUAGUCUGCUGCAGUUCAAAGCUACUGAGAGCUGUAAAUAUUUCUGUGUGUGCGUCUGGAUAUUUACAGUUUGUGCUGCAACUAGUGUUCAGUGUGGCAUAUGCAAGUUUUUAUUUAUUUUACA
This is a messenger RNA of Sinocyclocheilus anshuiensis, 2316 nucleotides long. RefSeq names its product centrosomal protein 97 (gene cep97). The coding region runs from base 49 to 1839 and encodes 596 amino acids. Gene Ontology annotation, biological process: negative regulation of cilium assembly. The transcript has 10 exons. Gene Ontology annotation, molecular function: protein binding. Gene Ontology annotation, cellular component: centrosome. Lineage: Eukaryota; Metazoa; Chordata; Actinopteri; Cypriniformes; Cyprinidae. The record is from RefSeq and is a predicted model, not a curated record.